This is a messenger RNA of Solanum pennellii, 849 nucleotides long. RefSeq lists its product as uncharacterized. The record is from RefSeq and is a predicted model, not a curated record. Lineage: Eukaryota; Viridiplantae; Streptophyta; Magnoliopsida; Solanales; Solanaceae. The coding region runs from base 63 to 563 and encodes 166 amino acids. The transcript has a single exon.
UAGGCUAUUACCAAUACUAUAUGCCCCCAAGUUUUUAGUUCUCUCUCUUCACCGACACGAAUAUGAGCUCUCUUCUUCAAAGUUUUCAGAGCAAAGAAGCUCUGCCCAUGUCGCAACCUACAGAAGAAGAAAGAGGAGAAGGACUUGGCGUACGCAAAAGGCUGUCUUCUCUCUCUCUAAGGAUGAACAUGCGCAUGAGGUCUACUUGUCAACAACAACAACCCAUCCUCUCAUUCUACUCCUCUACCACCACCUCCUCAUGGGCAUUUCGCCGAUCCAAAUCCUUGUCCGAAUACACUGGCAAUUCCAUUAGGAAAUGGUGGGAUUGGGGAUUGGGCUGGAUCAUGUCCAAGAAGCCCGCCUUUGCCAACGAUCUGGAAAUGAAUGAAGAGGAGAAAGCCGUAUUGGGAUGCAACAGCAAGGGCAGCUGGAGGCACGUAUUUUUCAAAAUAAGGUCAGAGCUGCGGAGGUUCACCGGCUCCGGCAACAAUAUGGGUCUACCUCAAACCUUCCGGUAUGACUACUCCAGGAACUUCGAUGACAACUUAAUCAGGAACAACUGAUGGAUUACUCUACUAUUCCCACUGUGAUGUUGGUUAAUUCAUUGAUUUAUUUGAGUCGUUUUGUUUUUAUUUAUUAAUAAUAGAUCGGAGUUCACAUUGAGUACGUACGUAAAUGUAUAAAGUGAAUUUUUUUUAUCUUCAUCAUAUAGUCAGUCAGUCCAGUCCAGUCCAUUACGUUGUAUUAUUAUUUUUCCCCUCGUGUAAUUCUUUUUACCAUUCUCGAGUGUAUUUGAUUUUUAUGCAUAAGCACUACUGCUAUAAAUUUGCCUAAUUAUUGUGGUUUAAA